Molecule: messenger RNA, 636 nt
Organism: Botrytis sinoallii
Lineage: Eukaryota; Fungi; Ascomycota; Leotiomycetes; Helotiales; Sclerotiniaceae
Exons: 2
Coding region: 1-636 (211 amino acids)
Source: RefSeq, a predicted model, not a curated record
AUGAGAUCUUUCUCGAAUGUGAUCAGAAACCAUGAAGAUAAUGAAAUUGUGACUUCCGUCAAGAGAAACUAUCCGGCUAUGGGAUCCAUUGAUUCUACCUCCGAUUUGGGGGAAUUCCUCAUUCUUGAUGAUAUCGUAACUGUAAGGGCAGCCGAUGUACAUCAAGUCCCCAUUCUUACCUACCUUCAGCCUGGCAAGGGCGUGGCUGAUUUUCAACUAUUUACUGGCCAGAAUCUGGACAGGUUCGUUGAUCAAGCUACCAAAGAAUAUAUACGAUGUGGUUGUGCACCAGAUCAAGGCCAAGUGAUUACCCCUGCAGGUCCAUCCGAUGUCGAUCAUGUGGUAUCGUUAUUCGCAUUGAAUAGAUUAGGAUAUACCGUUCUGCUCCUUUCCCAAGACUUGCAGUGCGCACCGGCCAUUACAAAUCUUCUCAAGAUGACAAAUUGUGAUACGAUCAUUUAUCCAAAUCUAUCUAUGCUCGUUUCAAACUUAUCGCAAACCAAGAAAGAUUUUCUUCCCAGAAAACUGAGAAUGAUUUCUAUGGCGACGCGUGAAAUAUUCGACAGGUCUGAAGUACUAGCGGAACCUCGUUUUAUCAGAAAGUUUGACAAGCAUGAGGAAGGAAGGUGGCGAUAA